Molecule: messenger RNA, 1455 nt
Organism: Cebus imitator (Panamanian white-faced capuchin)
Lineage: Eukaryota; Metazoa; Chordata; Mammalia; Primates; Cebidae
Gene: PACSIN3
Product: protein kinase C and casein kinase substrate in neurons 3
Exons: 7
Coding region: 210-1070 (286 amino acids)
Biological process (GO): cytoskeleton organization; regulation of endocytosis; plasma membrane tubulation
Cellular component (GO): plasma membrane; endosome; cytoplasm
Molecular function (GO): protein binding; phospholipid binding
Source: RefSeq, a predicted model, not a curated record
AGGGCCCGGCGCGCUCCGGGAGGCGGCCGCGCGGGCCCGGGAGCAGCAGGACUCGGGCUGGAGCGUGGCCGGACCCCCGCCCGCCGAGGUGCCCCAGGAGGACGCGGCAGAGUCACAGUGGCAGCUUUGAGAGUUGGACACCCGGGUCCCUGAAGUGAUCUCUAGGCCCCAGCCCAAAAUCUGCCACCAUUCCGUGCUGCGGGGACACCAUGGCUCCAGAAGAGGACGCUGGAGGGGAGGCCUUAGGGGGCAGUUUCUGGGAGGCUGGCAACUACAGGCGCACGGUGCAGCGGGUGGAGGACGGGCACCGGCUGUGCGGGGAUCUGGUCAGCUGCUUCCAGGAGCGUGCCCGCAUCGAGAAGGCCUACGCCCAGCAGUUGGCUGACUGGGCCCGAAAGUGGAGGGGCACUGUGGAGAAGGGCCCCCAGUAUGGCACACUGGAGAAGGCCUGGCACGCCUUCUUCACGGCGGCCGAGCGGCUGAGCGCGAUGCACCUGGAGGUGCGGGAGAAGCUGCAAGGGCAGGACAGUGAGCGGGUGCGCGCCUGGCAGCGGGGGGCCUUCCACCGGCCUGUGCUGGGCGGCUUCCGUGAGAGCCGGGCAGCGGAGGAUGGCUUCCGCAAGGCCCAGAAGCCGUGGCUGAAGAGGCUGAAAGAGGUUGAAGCUUCCAAGAAGAGCUACCACGCAUCCCGGAAGGAUGAGAAGACAGCCCAGACGAGGGAGAGCCACGCGAAGGCAGACAGCGCCGUCUCCCAGGAGCAGCUGCGCAAACUGCAGGAACGGGUGGAACGCUGUGCCAAGGAGGCCGAGAAGGUACAGGCUGCAGGUCCCAGGCCUGGUCCCCGCCCAGGGCACGGCUUCCUGAAUGAAUCUUGCUCCUCGAAAACCUUGUCCAGUCCCCAGCACUCUUAUUACCCUAAUCCCCACCCGCCACCCUCUCUCCAGAUGAUCAUUGGGGAGGAGCUGCUGAAAAUGAGCGAGGAGGAUGAGCAGGGCUGGUGCCAGGGCCAGCUGCAGAGCGGCCGCAUUGGCCUGUACCCUGCCAAUUACGUGGAGUGUGUGGGCGCCUGAGUGCCCUGAAAGCCCCUCGGCGACGUUUUCACACCCUGGGGCAGAGCCCGGCUUCUCCUGGACAGCUGGACCCUCAGGGCCCUCAACCAUCGCUCCCCUGCUGCUCCUCUGUCCCUUGAGGGAGGAAAUCCUGGGACCCAGGGAGGGAAAGGGCCUGUCUAGAAAGGGACUGGUAGGGAAGGGCCAACUGAGUCUUGGAUGAGGGCAAGAUGCGAGGUCAGAGGUGACAGAAUGGUUCAGGGGUGCCUGGGCCUCCCUAGGAGCUGUGGACCCAGUUCCUGACCUCUGCUUUGGGGUUCCUGGAGUGGGCUUGGGGUGAGUGUAGUUCCGGCCUAGCAACACCCUCUUUUGUGGCUUGUUCUAGCGUGUAUUAAAACUUGACAAA